UGGUGGCCGCCCUGGGAAUGGGAAGCGUCAUUAGUCCCCUUGAAUUGCCAACAAGGGGGAUCUUCUGGUGUUGGAAUUGCACAGUUAUGGUAUCAAUAUCAAGGAGAGUGUCCAGUUCCCAAUACACCUCGUGUACGACAUCUGGUGCCAACGACCAUAAUUCCAGCAUUACCACCUCUUAUAUUAGAUCUCAAAGAACAUGCGGCUCGCUGCGUUUCACUGGUUGGUGGUAAAGCAGCAUCGUUGGCUCUUUUAGGAAGCGUACAAACUAACGAUUAUAAUGUGCCUGAAGGAAUUUGUUUAACAGUUAAUGCCUUAAAUAUUCAAUUAGAACAUUACGAUCACUUAAGUAAAGCUGUAGAACGAAUACAAAAUGUCAGUUGUGGAAUAGUUGCUGGUGAUCUGGAAGAUGUUUGCAAAAAGGCUGUAAUUGCGCUACAAACCGCCCAGAUUGUAGAUUCUAUACAAGAACAGUUACACAAAUCUCUUGUGGAAUUGCGGAAACGUUCGCCAACAAACGCUCGUUUUGCUGUUCGUUCUUCAGCCAUUUGUGAAGAUUCUGAUGAAUUAUCUGCUGCAGGACAAUGCGAAUCUACUUUAGGAUGCUUGACGGAUUUAGAUAUUGCAGAUGCAGUCAAGCAAUGUUGGGCAUCCUUAUUUGCCUAUAGAAGCGUGCAUUACCGAAGACAUUAUGGUCAGGUGAUAAACUGUGGAAUGGGCGUCGUAAUUCAAGUUAUGGUUCCUGCUGAAAAAGCUGGUAUUAUGUUUACCAGACAUCCAGUUAGUGGUGAUCCAAGUCAAAUAUACAUUACUGCCAAUUAUGGCCUUGGCGUGAGUGUGUCGUCUGGAGAUGUAGAACCUGAUACCAUAAUCAUUCGUCGCGAUUGGCAUGAUCGCGUCGAAUUUGGUUCCGCAAUGCGCGGUGAUAAGUCACACGUAGUUAUCAUGAAGGAAAAUCAAUCAGAAAAUAACGAAGAAUGUAAUAAAUCAAACGGCAUAGAAACACGACCACUAACCGAAGAAGAAUCUCGGAGACAAGCGUGUUUAAGUCAAGAUGAGGCCUUGCAAUUAGCAGAAUUGGGUGUUGUACUUGAAUCACUUUAUGGAGCUCCACGAGAUGUCGAGUGGGCUAUAUGUGAUAAGGGUGUAAUACAUUUGCUGCAAGCUCGUCCCAUUACGGCUACAGCACGAUUUUCUGACCGCGAGCUUUUGCAUGAACUAGAUACUCCUACAAUGACAUCUGAAGAAGUGACAUCAUUUGGCGGUGCCGCCGAGACUUUCCCGGGGGUUGCAACGCCAUUAACUCUAAGUGCUAUUUUGCCGCGCCUCGAUAGACCAUUAGUCGUACUACGGCUAGGAAAACCUGCCGCUCGAGCCUUACAUGCGAUGGUAGUUUCGCAUCAUCGAGUAUCUUCUAGUCCAGUUACGCAUCUUAUGACAAAUUCACAAGAUCCUGGCGGUAUAAGUGAUCUUAAAAGAGAUCCGAUGCAUCUUGCGGUUUGCGGAGCACGUAGCACUAACCGAAACCACAGAAAUAGUAAACAAUCUAUUCAAAAUGAUAAUAUAGAUCGCUUGCGCCUACUUCUCGACGUUGUUAAGUCAACGUGGAAUGUGAAGAAGCACGUGCAAGAUCUACAAGCUUUUCUAGAUGAAUUCGAAUUAGAUCAAGAUCGUUGCGAAACAGCCCUGGAAUUGUAUCAGAGAAUUACUGACGAUUUACCCCAUUUGGGUUAUGUCGCAAUGCUACACUAUAGAUGUUCCGCUGUUAGUGUUAUUAGUCACGUUAUUGCUAUGCUGAUAUUGACAGAAAAAAAUAAAGAAUUGCGUUCAGAGCACCUGCACGAUGCAUCGGUUUUGUUGAGUGCAUGUUCAAAUCCUGGAGGCAAAGACGAGCCAAUAUCGGCUGGUGCCGCGGUAGCGAGCGCGCUACGCGAUAUGGCUGCCGACGUACGAGCAGACGGAUUGGAACGAGAACUACGAGCUGUGCCCGCAAAGGAAGCCCGACGCUGGCUGAAAGAAAAAUGUCCACGGGCUGCCAGGCGGUUGGACACAUUUUUAUGCAAACAUGGACACAGAGCUCUUCGGGAGUUGGAUUUAUACACAGAAACUUGGGGUCUAAGACCCGAAACUUUGUUUGUAGCCCUUCAAGCUGCAUUGUCCGUUCCAGUUAUCAAACCCAUUUACGAAGGAUUUAAACAUCCUUUACAAGUAUCGGAUGUGAUUGCUAAUCUCAAAUCUCCUACACGAAAAGUGACAAGAAUCCUUCUUGAGAAAAUAAUACCAUUUUGUCAAAAAUCAGUUUCAAGACGAGAAUCUACAAAAGCGGCCAUAGUAUCUGUGAUACAUAGCUUUCGUUUAGCCUACAGACGCCUUGCCGAUAUGAUGCAAAGGGACGGCUUGUUACCGGAAACCGAUCUAAUAUUUUUUAUGUCUCAUCCAGAAAUCGGGAAGUUCCUGGAGACUCGGAAUCCUACAAUAUUAUCGAAAGCUUGGAGGAGAAAAAGACUAUUCCCUCAAUGGGAGGCAAUGAGAUUUGGCUGUUCUCAAAAAUGUAAAACUAUUCCAAAUGGCGCUGCGAUAUUAGAAGACAUAGUUAGGGUUGAAGGAGCUCCAGUUUCUGAAGGCGGAGCUAAGGGUCGCGCUUGUGUACUUCAUAAUUAUGAGGAGGUUCACAAUAUUAGACAAGGUGACAUCUUGAUAACUAUCAGCAUAGAUGUUGGUUGGUCACCUUAUUUUCCGAUGCUUGCCGGAGUUGUAACUGAACUAGGAGGGCUGAUAUCUCAUGGUGCGCUGGUUGCUCGCGAAUUCGGUUUACCUUGCAUAGUGGGCGCCCAUGGUGCGACCGAAAUAAUUUCAACCGGCGACUACGUGCAGAUUGACGCCGCGGCUGGUCUAUUAGUAAAAAUAUCGUAACGGACUUUUUGACAAGUGUGAAUGUUUGUGCCAUUGUGAAAUAUUAAUUUAUUUAAUUUAAUUAUGCUAUAUAAAUGAUCGCGUGUUAUCACUAAUUGCUAAUAACCAUAGUUUGACAUGACAGAUCUACUAAAGUCAU
This is a messenger RNA of Ctenocephalides felis (cat flea), 3052 nucleotides long. Its product is annotated as prodigiosin synthesizing transferase PigC-like. Gene Ontology annotation, biological process: phosphorylation. The annotation marks the transcript as partial. Lineage: Eukaryota; Metazoa; Arthropoda; Insecta; Siphonaptera; Pulicidae. The transcript has 14 exons. The record is from RefSeq and is a predicted model, not a curated record. Gene Ontology annotation, molecular function: ATP binding; kinase activity.